Dipodomys spectabilis (banner-tailed kangaroo rat) is the source of this 5143-nucleotide messenger RNA. RefSeq names its product epidermal growth factor (gene Egf). Bases 520 to 3930 code for a protein of 1136 amino acids. The record is from RefSeq and is a predicted model, not a curated record. Gene Ontology annotation, molecular function: calcium ion binding. The transcript is spliced from 23 exons. NCBI's taxonomy places the organism in Eukaryota, Metazoa, Chordata, Mammalia, Rodentia, Heteromyidae.
AUUUUUCAAAAAGAGAAGCUCUGUUUGAGGAGCCAUCCGAUCUGCAGAUUUCUUCCUCAGUCCCCGUAUCAGGGUUGUGGCUGGAACUUUCAAUCAAUUCUUCCCUUUAUUUCCCCCCUCUCUCUCUCUGUCUCUCUCUCUGUCUCUCUCUCUCUCAUUCUCUUUCUCUCUCUUUCUCAUUCUCUCUCUCUCUGGCUUGCCUGCCGGUGCCUGUCACAGCAAAGUCAGACCUACAGAGUAUGGUUGUUAAACUCUGUGAAAUCUGUCACAAGGGUGUCAGGUAUUUCUAAAUGGCUUCCAAGAAAAACUUCAGAUAAGGAAAUCUCCUGGAGCGUUUGCAAAGCUGCAUUUGGAGGCUCCCAGAAGGUGAAGUAGAAGGUGGAAGCAAAACAGCAAAAUAAAAGAUGUCCCCAGAGCCAAAGCCUGACCAGUUGGGAGUGAGAUAUAGUCACUUCGCCUGGGGUGCGCUUGAGCACACUCAACUUCUUUUCUAUUGAAGAUCGAAACCUUAGCAAGAUUAUGCUGCUUUCACUUAGCCUUCUGUUGCCUGUAGUGGUUCCGUGUAGUUUUGUAACUGUCUCAGCCCAACAGCAUUGGAACUGUCCUGCCGAGGGGAAGGGGACUUCCACCUGUAUGGGUUCUGCGCCUUUCUUGAUUUUCUCCCAUGGAAAUGGCAUCUUUAGGAUUGAUACGGAAGGAACGAAUCACAAGCAGUUGGUGGUGGAUGCUGGCACCUCCGUGAUCAUGGAUUUUCACUACCAGAAGGAAAGAAUCUAUUGGGUGGAUUUAGAAAGACAACUCUUGCAAAGAGUUUUUAUGAAUGGGUCAAAGCAGGAGGUAGUGUGCCAUAUAGAGAAAAAUGUUUCAGGAAUGGCAAUCAAUUGGAUAAAUGAGGAAUUGAUCUGGUUCAGUCAACAGGAAGGCAUCAUCAGAGUAACAGAUAUGGAAGGAAACAAUUCUCGAGUACUUGUAAACACCUCACAUUAUCCUGCAGACAUAGCAGUUGAUCCAGUAAAAAGGUUUAUAUUUUGGUCUUCAGAGGUAGCUGGUAGCCUUCACAGAGCAGAUUUGGGCUGUGUGGAAGUGAAGACCCUGCUACAGACACCAGGGAAAAUAACAGCCUUGUCGUUAGAUGUGCUGGAGAAACGGAUCUUUUGGAUUCAGAGAAAGAGAGAAGGCAGUAGUUCUCAUAUUUGGUCCUGUGAUUAUGACGGAGGCUCAAUCCAUCUUCUUACACAGCAAACAAGGCACCAUUUGUUGGCUAUGUCCCUUUUUGGUGACCGUAUCUUCUACUCAACACUGAAAAGGGAGACAAUCUGGAUAGCCAACAAACACACUGGGAAGGAUAUGGUUAGAAUGAACUUCAACGCAUCCAUUGAAGCACCCAGUGAACUUCAAGUAGUGCAUCCCCUUGUACAGCCCAGCAUGGACGGUGGUGCUCGGGACUCUGGGCAGAAACUCUGCAAACUGAAGAAAGGAAACUGCAGCCGGGGCCUGUGUAGACGAGACCCCAAGUCCCAGUUGUGCGCAUGUGCGGAGGGCUAUACUUUAAGCCCAGAUGGAAAGCACUGUGAAGAUGUCAACGAAUGUGCCCUUUGGAGUCAUGGCUGUACUCUUGGAUGUGAAAACAUCCCUGGAUCCUAUUAUUGCACGUGCCCUGCUGGCUUUGUCCUCCUUCCUGAUGGGAAACGGUGUCACCAAUUUGUUUCCUGUCCAAGCAACGCAAGUGAAUGUAGCCAUGGCUGUGUUCUGACGCCAGACGGCCCCCGGUGCUUCUGUCCCGAAGGCUCAACACUUCAGACAGAUGGAAAAACAUGCAGUGGCUGUUCAUCACCUGACAAUGGUGGAUGCAGCCAACUCUGCAUCCCUCUCAGCCCAAGAUCCUGGGAAUGUGGAUGCUUUCCUGGGUAUAAUCUACAGCUGGACCAAAGAAGCUGCACAGCUUCAGGACCGCCACCGGUUUUGCUGUUUGCCAAUUCUCAAGAUAUUCGACGCAUGCACUUUGACGGAACAGAUUACGGAACCCUGCUCAGCCAGCAAGUGGGGACAGUUUUCGCCCUCGAUUAUGACCCAGUGGAGAACAAGCUCUAUUUUGCCCACACAGCCCUGAAAUGGAUAGAGAGAGCUCGCAUGGAUGGUUCUCAGCGAGAGAGGCUCAUCCAGGAAGGAAUAGACAUGCCUGAAAGUCUUGCUGUGGACUGGAUUGGCCGUCGAAUCUACUGGACAGACAGAGGGAAAUCUGUCAUUGAAGGGAGUGAUCUAAGUGGUAAACAUCGUCAGCCAAUCAUUAAGGAGAACAUCUCUCAGCCACGAGGAAUCGCUGUUUACCCGAUGGCCAAGAGAUUAUUCUGGACCGAUACAGGGAUUAAUCCGAAAAUUGAAAGCUCUUCCCUGAAAGGCUCCGGCCGGCUGGUGAUAGCCAGCUCUGACCUGUUGGAGCCCAGUGGAAUUACCAUUGACUAUUUGACAGACCUGUUGUAUUGGUGUGAUGCCAAGCGGGCUGUCAUUGAAAUGGCCAAUCUGGAUGGUUCCAAACGCCAAAGACUUGCCCAGAAUGAUGUAGGUCGUCCCUUUGCUCUAGCCGUGUUUGAGGAUCACCUGUGGAUCUCGGAAUGGGCUAUGCCAUCGGUAAUAAGGGUGAACAAGAGGACUGGCGCAAACAGGGUAUGUCUCCGAGGCAGCAUGCUGAAGCCCUCGUCUCUGGUUGUGGUCCACCCAUUGGCAAAACCAGGUGCUGAUCCCUGCUUACAUCAGAAUGGAGGCUGUCAACAGAUUUGCCAAGAGAGCUUUGGAACUGCUCAGUGUUCCUGUCAUGAAGGUUUUACAAAAGCUCCCGAUGGGAGAAUGUGUCUUGAUCCAAAGAGUCAUCGGCCAGCAGCUGGCGGUGAAGGAAAUGGAGACAACCAUGUGGCACUGCUGGACCAUGUACCCCAGCCUGGAUCAUCCAGAGAAAACGCCACAGAACCACAGGACAUGUUAGUGGAAAUCAUGGUGUCAGAUGGAGAUGACUGUGGCCCUGGCGGAUGCGGCAGGCAUGCCACGUGUGCAUCUGAAGGAGAGAAUGCCACCUGUCGGUGUUUGCAAGGCUUUGCCGGUGAUGGAAAAGCAUGUUUUGAUAUUGAUGAAUGCAUGCUGGGUACCGCAGCCUGCCCACCGGCCUCUUCCACAUGCAUUAACACCGAAGGCAGCUACGUGUGCCGGUGCUCAGAAGGCUUCCGAGGAGAUGGGAUUCACUGUCUGGAUGUGGAUGAGUGCCAGCUGGGGGUUCAUGGCUGUGGAGAGAAUGCCGACUGCAUGAAUACGGAGGGAGGCUACACCUGCCAGUGUGCAGGCCUCCCAUCUGAACCUGGGCUGCCUUGUCCCGAUUCAACUUCACCCUCUCCCCUUGAGGAAGAUGGUCGCCAUCUGGUCAGGAAUAGCUACCCGGGAUGUCCUCCCUCCCAUGAUGGGUAUUGUCUCCAUGGCGGUGUGUGCAUGUAUGUCGAGGCAGUAGACAGCUACGCAUGCAACUGCGUGGUGGGCUACAUCGGGGAGCGAUGUCAGCACCGAGACUUGCGAUGGGAGCUGCGGAAUGCAAGCCACGGGCAGCAGCGGGACGUCACCGUGGUGGCGAUCUGCGUGGUGGUGCUGGUCCUGCUGCUUGUGGUCGGACUCUGGGAGGCACGCCAGUACAGGAUUCGGAAGCAGCUAUUGAAAAACCCAAAGAAUCCUUAUGAAGACCCAAGCAGCAAUGGUGAGAGCAGCGGCGGUGGUGUGAGCAGCAGCCAGCCUGCCAGCAGCGAGGUGGAGAUGCCUUCUUGUCCCCAGCCAUGGUUUGUGGUCAUAGAGGAACACCAAGACUUUGGGAACAGGAUUCAUUCCACCGUUGCUGAGAAAGGCCAGACAGCAGAGGUGUGGCCCAGUGGACAGUUCUCUUUACCUGGAUCCUGAGUGCUCUCUCGUCGAAGGUCUCAUCCGACCGCCUAACCAUAAUGAUGGUUGAAUAAGCUAUGUGCGCAGCUGGGCUGUGUUGAAAUGCCAGAGAAACAAAUUUGCGCUGUAGUUCUAUCCUCUGUGGGGUCACUGCAUUCACACAAAACUCUAGUUGUCACACUGCUGCUAAAUCACACUGAACAAGGCCACAGCAAGUGGUUUUCCUCACCUGGGAUUAGGUAGGACUUGAAGUCAUUCUUGGGGCUGCUGAUCUAUCCGUCUAUCUAAGAGUUGUUUCAGUGACCUUGUAAAUGGUAGGAAGCCAUUCUUGUGAGUGGAGGUAGACCUGGAAUUGCCCUGGGAAUUGUUUCGGGGGAAUCAAGUCUUAUCAGGGCACACUUGCUGUCCGUGAUGUGCAGCCAGGUCGCAGAGAAAUGGCAGGAUCAAACUCUUCUGAAACUCAGUCUAUGUCAGGUAGAUCUAGACUCAGGCAUCCUUUAGUAGAAUACUUUAGCAAGAGUGGUGUUGGGAUCGACCUUUUGGGAUUGAGUCUCACCUACCAUCAUUCUUUAUUUAUUUAUUUUAUUUUUUUGAGGAGAUAGGGGCAGUACUAGGGCUUGAACUACAGGCCUUGUGCUCUCUCUCUCAGCUUUUUCCGUUCAAGGUUGGUGCUCAGCCACUUGAACCACGCUGCUACUUCCAGAGUUUUGCUAGUUCAUUGGAGAUAAGAGUCUUACAGACUUUCCUUCCCUGGCUAGCUUCACAUUGCGAUCCUCAGAUCUCUGCAGUCCUCCUGAGUGGUUAGGAUUAUAGGCGGCAGUCUCAGAUGCCUGUCUCAUCAUUUUUUGUUACCUUCCAAAGGACCUUGUGAAAUGUGCUUCUGUGUCAUAAAUCUUUAGGAAGGUUUCUAAAGAAUCUUCAAGACAACAAAAACAGUUCCCCUGCAAAUGAAAGGAGACAGCAAAGUCUGAAUGCCCUUUCAUUUUCUGGUAUUUCCCUUCUUGCCUUCUUCUACCAGCUUCUUUACAGAAACAGCGUAAGGUUCUUAUUCUAGAAAACUCACUCUAAAUCCUACUCUCAUGCUUAUUCUUCCCAAGCGCUGAAUUCAAUAGAGCUUUAUUGCCAGUCCUGAUGAUAAAGGUACACUUAAUAAUUGAACAGAAAAAAUACAAGAAAUCCUAGUUUUAUGUGUAAUAACUGUUGCCUGGGCAACUUAAAAGUAUUUUCAACA